UCAAAAAAUGCUGUGUCGAGGCUUUACACACAGGAAGCAAAUACACAUUUCACAAUAAGAGCGUUACAAACACACACACACACACACACACACUCACUCCUCCCCUCACACACAGGGUAUAGUCCCGACGACUUCAAAGAGGCAGACGGAGCUCUCUGAUGGUCCCCUGAAGCGGCCGUGGUGUGCACUUUGACCCCCCGGGAGGAAGAGGAGGCAUGAGGAAGAACUACAGCGCCAACCCGCUCAUCUACGUGUCCGAGGCGGAGCGCAUCGCCUGCGAUGCCAACACGCUCGGCAUCCCGGUGCCCAUCCGCCGCGGCGGCUCCGAGUCCAACCUGGACGUGGUGGACAGCGUCGGGGACGACGGCGUGGGCCUGGACUUCACCAAGGGGGCGCUGGGCAUCGACAGCCUGCAGCAGAAGAUCCUCAAGGUGGCGGAGCAGAUCAAGGUGGAGCAGGCGGCUCGCGACCAGAACGUCGCCGAGUACCUGAAGCUGGUGAACAACGCCGACAAGCAGCAGGUGGGCCGGAUCCGCCAGGUCUUCGAGAAGAAGAACCAGAAGUCGGCGCACACCAUCGCGCGGCUGCAGCGGAAGCUGGAGCAGUACCAACGGCGGGCGAAGGACGGCGAGGCCAACGGGAAGCACCAAGGAGGCGGCAAGGAGUCCGGCAGCAAAGAGGGCAGCCUGCGCGACGUCAGCGCCGCCGGGCGCCACCACCCGGCGCUGGACAAGGUGAAGACGGCGGGGGCGCCCGGCGUGUCGCUGUCGCCGCCGUUCUUCUUCAACAAGUCGCGGGAGUUCGCCAACCUCAUCCGGAACAAGUUCGGCAGCGCCGACAACAUCGCCCACGUGAAGAGCUCCAUGGAGGCGGGCUCGGGGGGGCUGCACGCGGCGGACGGCGCGGCGCGGGGCCUGAGCGGCAGCGCCACCACGGUGGCCAAGGCCUCCAAGUACCAGAGCGACGACGAGUGCUCCACGGGGACGUCGGUGUCCGCCGACUCCAACGGGAACCCGGCCGGGGGCUCGGGGGCGGGGUCCGGCGGCGCCAGGAGGUCGGACUCCAACGGGCGCCUGGGGGAGGUGCUGGACAUGGUGCGCGAGAUCAGGGAGGCUCAGGUGCAGCUGGCGGAGGACAUGGAGGCCCUGAACACGCAGUUCAAACGAGACAACAGCUACUUCGCCCAGAUGAUGCAGGAGGAGCGAUACAGGUAUGAGCGGUUGGAGGACCAGUUAAAUGACCUGACGGAGCUCCACCAGAACGAGACGGGUAACCUGAAGCAGGAGCUGGCCAGCAUCGAGGAGAAGGUGGCCUACCAGGCCUACGAGAGGGCCCGGGACAUCCAGGAGGUGCUGGAGUCGUGUCAGACCCGCGUGUCGAAGCUGGAGCUGCAGCAGCAGCAGCAGCAGACGGUGCAGGUGGAGAACACCGACGCCAAGGUGCUGCUGGGCAAGUGCAUCAACAUCAUGCUGGCCAUCGUCACGGUGAUCCUGGUGUGCGUCUCCACGGCGGCCAAGUUCACCGCGCCGCUGCUGCGCAGCCGCCUCCACCUGGCGCUCACCUGCGUGGGCGUGUCCGUGCUGGCGCUGCUGUGGAAGAACUGGGAACACUUGCAGGGCGCUCUGGAGCGACUGCUCCUCCCGCGCUGAACGAGGACCGGGAAAAAAAAACACCGAACCCGGACCCCCCCCCCCCCCCCCCCACACACACACACACACACACCCCCCCACCAAGAAGGGGUCACGAGGUUUACAGGCAGCCUCACACCUGCCCUGGUUUUGGGGCUCCGCGGUGGCUUUCUCUUUCUGCGCUUUGCAUGUCUCGAUGGGGUCCACGGAAAGCCUUUUUUUCCCAGAAUGCACCUGCACCGUAAUAUAAGUGAUAUAACUGAGAUUCACGACGUUGCCGACGCUGCAAACGUAUAAAACCUUUGACACAACGCUGACAUGGAGUCUCACUACAGUCCAUCGGGUCACCUGGAAUGAGUUCUUCUGAGGAUUCCGGUUCACAACAAGACACUAAGAUCUAAAUAUCGAGGAUUUCACCGGCGCGGUGGGAACACGGCGGUUAUUUCCUGUCCUUUCUUUUUCUCUCCAGCCGGCUGCGACGACACAAAGACACCCGGAGGUUGACUUGUGCCGCGCUCCGGUCCGUCCCGUGUUUCUGUCUCGUUUCUUGUCAUUUACGAGGACAUUUUUUAAAAGCUGCUGUUUUAAACCGUCGAUGUGUAUGUGUGUGUGUGUGUGUGUGUGUGUUCAUGUACUGUACAUCUACUUAUGUGUGUGUGUAUAUAUGUGUCACAUGAUGUUUUGCUUCCUUGGAGACAGUUUGGUGAAGGCGUUUACACUACAUAUGAAUCUAGAGCCGAGAGAUGGUUAGCUUGGCGUAAAGACUGGACACAAAGGGGAAGGGACUAGCCUGGCUCACUUAUUAACACAUUGAUUGGUUGAGAAGACCAAUUAACAUGUUAUUAACACAUUAAUCUGUUAAUUAUCACGUUAAUUGGAAAGAGCCCACGUCUAGAUAUGAGUCGAGAGCCGAGAGAUGGUUAGCUUAGCAUAAAGCCUGUACCCGAGUUCAAACGGCUAGCCUGUUAUACAUAUAUAUAUAUUAUAUUAUAUUAUAUUGUUUAAAUACAACACUUUUAAGUGCUUUCUGUCACCUGUUGUUCUCAUGUGUUCUUGUUUUGUUAGCUUUCAGACAGAACCAGGCUAGCUGAUUCCCCCGUUUCCAUUCUUUGAGCUAAGCUAAGCUAAGCUAACCUUCUAACUCUGUAAGAAAGCUCAUGAGCACAUUUCCCAAAAUGUCAAACUAUUCCUUUUGCAAAAGGAAAACUUUUAAACUGCCGAUUUGAUGCUUUGGUUCUCUCGUCAUGUGAAGUUGAAUGUGUUUUUUCCCCGGGUAACGUAGGCGCUGCUUUAGCAUCGACCAGCUAGCCUGUGAACUGUGAUGAGGCCCAGACCACCAGAGAGAAGCUCGAGCAUGUUUUGGCUUAUUUGUUGUUGUAUUGCCUUUUUCUUGUUUCUUUUCUUUUUUUAUGAGAUGAAUAGAAUAAAUUAACUUUUGUGUAAAAGCCUUUUGACGUUCGUACUGCGUUCAAGUCCUGUAGGAAUAACGAAAGGGAACGUCUUGAAAUGAUUCCCACCUGAUGAAACGUGUAUUUAAUGUAAUCUUUGAUUGAUUACUACGCAUAAUAAUUCCCUUCGGACUCAAUCAAGGUGAAACCAGCGCACAAAAUCAUAUUUGAAGAAGUAAGAAUUGAUGUUUUACUUCAAAUAAAUAUUUCCGUUGGUUGUUUUUUUUGCAGUAGAAUACUGAAAUGUCAGUAAUAUCAACCCUGUGGUGACUGUUAUUUUUCCCACGUGACAUGAAUGCAGCAUUAUAAAUUAGACAGGGAACAUGUAGCUCCGUGGUCUCCAGCCCUGUAUCACUGUGAUGAUAGAAUAUAGAAUAUACACUUUUAUUAAUCCCCAAGGGGAAAUUAGUUCUCUGCAUUUAACCCAUCCUUAGUUAUUAAGGAGCAGUGGGCUGCGGUGAAGCGCCCGGGAAGCAACUGGGGGUUCAGUGCCUUGCUCAAGGACACUUCGACUUGCAACUAAUGGGGAGAGCGGGGAUCGAACCCACAACCCUGCGGUUGCAGGACGGCCCUCUUACCCCACUGAGCUAAAGCCGCCCCUGAUGAUGAUGGGGGGGAUGAAGCCUCGUCGAUGCAGCCUAUUUUCUUCUUCUUUUGUAUUCUGUUUGCGUCCCUUAGAAAAGCCAAAUAUGGACAGACGCUUUUCUAAAUAACAGAUUUUAUUAUAUUUUUUUGUUUUUUGAUGGGUCUAAAAAAAUAUAUAUUUAUAUAUUUCCAAUUUUUUUUUUUUCCAAAUUUUUUUUUUUUACCUGCUCUUCAGGAGAGAACAUGCACCUCCUCUCUCCUUCAGCUUGUCAGGCCAUGAUGUAUAUUUUCAUAUUCUCGUCUCUCUUCUAUGUGCAUCACUUUCCGGUUAUGGGCUUUCCAUAACGUUCUUCUUAUUUUCAUAUGAGAAAAUAAAUCAGAUUUUGUUUAAAGAUC
Messenger RNA from Pseudoliparis swirei, 4057 nucleotides. RefSeq names its product transmembrane and coiled-coil domain protein 3-like. NCBI's taxonomy places the organism in Eukaryota, Metazoa, Chordata, Actinopteri, Perciformes, Liparidae. The transcript is spliced from 5 exons. Gene Ontology annotation, cellular component: endomembrane system. The record is from RefSeq and is a predicted model, not a curated record. Bases 216 to 1649 code for a protein of 477 amino acids.